Molecule: messenger RNA, 3105 nt
Organism: Plasmodium vivax (malaria parasite P. vivax)
Lineage: Eukaryota; Apicomplexa; Aconoidasida; Haemosporida; Plasmodiidae
Product: erythrocyte membrane protein 3, putative
Exons: 1
Coding region: 1-3105 (1034 amino acids)
Source: RefSeq, a predicted model, not a curated record
AUGCCACAUAUUUUUGGAACAUCAGUGGCUUCAAGACAUGAUAGAUCAUUAGCGGAAAAUACAGGAUACACUCAAUUAAAAGGUAACAAAUUAAAAGAUCGAAAUGGGACUCCAGCAAGUGUGGGGAGCCAACCAAGAGGAACCCCCCACAACGGGUUAAAAGUGAACACUGAGACAAUCAGACCAACGAAACAAGCAUUAAAGAGUAGCUCUGCGCAUGCUGGAAUGAGCGUUAAAAAUGAAAAGAACAGAUCAGUCGGAUACACAUUGAAGAGUGCUCCUCAUACCGAUCUAAACAUUAAUAAAAAAGCGGAAGGAAUGCCAGAUAAUCCCUUAACUAAAUCCCCUCCUAGUGGAUUAAAAGCUAACAUAAAGGAUCAGUCAGCGACCCAUUCAUUGAAAAGUUCUCCUCCUACCGGGUUACAAGCUAACAAAAAGGAUGAAUUAGCUAACGGUACAUUGAAGGAUACCCCUCAAAGUAAACCGAACGUUAGUAAAAAGGAUAAAUCGGGAAAUAAUUCACUAGGGAAUGCCAAACAAAGUGCAUCAAAGGUUAAUAAAAAAGCUGAUGUAACACGAGACAAUCCACCAGUUGGAACUACCCCUCCUGAAUUAAAAAUUAACAAAAGAACGAAAAGGUCAACAGGUCAUUUAUUGCAGGAUGUUCAAAAACCUCCCCUAAGAAAAGGGAACACAAUAAAAAAUGGAUCAACGAAUUCCACAUUAAAGGGAGAUCAUAUGGGAGGACUAAAAGUUAAUAAUAAAUCGAUCAGAUCAACCGUUCAGCCCCUGACGGGGUCUUCCCCCACUGGCUUAAAGGUUAGUAACGAUGAAGUCCGAUCAGUGGACAGUCCUGCAAAGUUAGCCCCCCCUAGCAAAUUAAACGUCAGUAAAAAAGAAAAGACAAUGCAAAAUUCUCUGAAAAGGGCAAUCCCUAGUGGGUUAAAAGUCAGCAAAAAAGGGGAACAGACAACUAACUCACCAGAGAAAGCACUUCGUGAAAAAGUCAACAAAAAAGGAGAACAGACAACUAACUCACCAAAGGAAACACCCACGGAUGCAUUAAAAGCCAAACCAGCAAAUCAUUCUUCAGGGAAAGCGAAAUCACCCGAAUCGGAGGAUAAUGCAAAAAACGAUGAGUUACCCGCGCAACAACUCAGCGAAUUACCCGCUAACCAGAAAGACAACAAAACUACUGAAAGUACACCAAUGCAAGUAUCAAGGAACCAAUUAAAUGAGAAAAAAAAAAGAGAGAAACCAAAAAAUUAUCCAUUCAAAAAUGCCCCCCCUAGUGGAAUAGUGGGGAGUAAAAGAAUGAACCAAUCGAGUGAUUAUAAACUGAAAAAUAAACCACCCAGUGGACUGGUAGGAAACCAAAAAGACACGGAAUCGAAAACUUAUCCUUUAAAAAAUAUUCCCAAAAGUGAUUUAACAGAUAAGCAGAAAGAGUCACCAAACAAUGUGCUAAAAAAUAUACCUGCUGGUGAACAAAAAGAGAAUGAAAAAAAUGUCAUAAAGGAAUCUAUUACAUUCCAAAAAAAUAAACGCGAAUAUGAAGUAAACUUACGUGAAUGGGAAGGAGAUAAUAAAAAAUAUGAAACGAAAGUGUACAAAUUGAAAAGAGGCAAACAUUUUAAUGACAAUGAAGACGGAGUCAUAUAUGGAAUAAACGAUAAACUAACUCUUGAACUCCAAGAAUUUGAAACAUAUAAUAAACCAUUAUACCCCUUCAAGAGGAAACUUCCCGAAUUAAAAGAAUAUAACGAAAGUAACAUAUCAAAAGAUUAUCAACUGAAAAACAGGCCACCUGAGUUAAAGAAAUAUAACGAAAGUAACGUAUCGAAGGACUACCAAUUGCAGAACAAACCACACGACUUAAAAGCAUAUAAUGAAAGUAACCUCGCAAAGGAAAAUCAAUUAACACAUAGUGCACCUACAGGAUUAAAAGAAUUCGAAAAGCCGGACGAAACAAGGGAUUAUGGAUUAAAGGGGCACACAGAUUCGGAAUUAAACGAACCAAAAAUGAAAGAGCCAGAAAUAAAAGAACCAAAAAUUGAUGAUCAAUCAAGUAAUGAAGCAACGGAGGGAAAUGUAAAUGCCCUGCCAGGCGAAACCGUAACUACUGUAGCAAGGGUAAAUAAUGCUAAUAAGCAAGGUAACAAUUUUGGAAUAUCAGGAAAUAUUCCCUCCGAUGUAGAGCGAAUCGAAAGAACUGUUCAAACUGUUUUCUGUGCCCUCAAGGAAAAUGACACAGGGGAGGUAGAAGAAUAUAUAGAAACACAUGAAACGAAACGUUAUAAAUUAAAAGCAGAUGUAAAGGACGGGGUAAAGGAAUAUGAUGAAAAAUUUGAAAAAGCGUCCUACGGAUUUAGAGAAAAGCUCCCAGUUACGGAAGUGAAAGAGUACGAUGUUGUCGAAAGAAUAUAUGAAAAACCAAUAAAAGAUAAAAAAGAAAAAAUUAAGCCUCUAGAAUAUUACACAUACACUUAUGAUGAAUCAAAACCUAGACCGCCACCAAAAAAUUAUGGAUUAUUAGAUCUUUUCCCCUUUCCGUUGCACCUUUUGGAUCGUCAUGUAUACUUGGUAGCAAAAGAGCAUUCGUCCUUAUACGAAUUGGGGAAAAAAGCUAUAAAAGGUCAGUUAACCCAAGAAAUGAUCGAUGAGUAUCUUGCUAAUUGUGAGAAACAAAGACUGAAGGAAGGAAAGGUGAGAAACAAGCACAAAUUAAGAAUUAAAGAACAGAAAAGAAAGGAAAAGAAGAAAAAAAAGAGGAAGAAGGAAAAGGAGGCGUAUUUUAAAAUGAAGAGGAAACAAGCAAAAUUGGCGCGAAAGGAGAUGGCGAAGGCGGGGGGGAAAAAGGCUCAGGAGAAAGAGGCUGAGGCAAAAAAGCCUGAAGUAAAAAAAACUGAGGCAAAAAAGCCUAAAGUAGACAAAACUGAAGUAAAAAAAACCGUGGUGAAGAAAACUGGGGUAAAUAAAACUGAGGCAAAAAAGCCUAAAGUAGACAAAGCUGAAGUAAACAAAAAUGCGGUAAAGAAAAACAAUGAGCAGAAAAAGAAACCUCAAGAGGGAAUGAGCAAAACGAGUGAACUGAAAAAAAAAUAG